AUGUCGGCGGCCAAGUCAACUUAUGGACGGAGCAGCUGGUACAAAGCCACCCGGCUGGACCCAUAUCACGAUAUGAUGGGCAGCGUACUCGAUAAGUCUGUCCAUCAUGCCUUGAGAACAAAGCUUCAACCGGGAUACCAAGGCAAAGAUAUUCCUGGGUUAGAAGCCAGUAUUGACUCCGGUAUAUCGGAUUUGAUGAGCUUGAUUCGAGAAAGUUAUGCCACCAAGCUCUCUCCUCUGGGAGCAGAAAAUGCAGAGAGCAAAGGGCUUCCGGAGCAGAAGCCUGUUGACUUUGGUCGACUGGCGCACUACUACGCUAUGGAUGCUCGCUCGAGGAUGUCGUUCGGACAGCCCCUUGGGCUUCUUCGGAAAAAUUCAGACGUCUUUGGGUUGGUUGCUAUGUCAAACUUGGCCAUAGACAUCUUGCAGUUCUUCACGGAUAUUCCGCCGCUCCAACGGAUUUUCACAUCGGAUAUUGCUCUACGGCUUCUUGGCCCCAAGGCUACAGAUAAGAAUGGCUUUGGAAAGAUCAUGGGACUUGCCAAAGAACACGUUGCCGCUCGAUUUGGUCCUGACGGGAAGGAUGAGCCUGACUUACUUGGGUCAUUCAUACGUCGCGGCCUUGAUCAGCGCUCAGCACAGUCCGAAAUCAUGUUCCCGAUGGUUGCUGGCUCUGACACAGCAGCAAAGGCCAUAAAAUGGACGAUGCUCUAUAUUCUUUCUGACCUCUCUGUGUAUGAGUCGCUUAUAAAGGAGGUUGAGGACGCAGUCUCAGAAGGAAGGAUAUCAGACCCCAUCACAUAUAAAGAAGCUCAGGAACUGCCAUAUCUUCAAGCAAUCAUAUACGAGUCCCUCCGUGUGAAACCACCUUUUGCUGGUCUGGUAAUGAAGCAGGUUGGGCCCGAGGGUGAUAUCUAUAAUGGUAUCAAGCUGCCUGCAGGCACCAGGAUUGGGCACGACGUGACGUCGGCGACCCACGACAAGAGACUCUUUGGCCAAGAUGCUGAGUCGUGGAAGAAACAGACUGAGCUCGUGUUUGGCGCUGGCCGAUGGCGAUGCACAGGCAAGUCUGUGGCUUUCUUGGAAUUGAACAAGAUAUUUGUCCAGCUCAUUCGGAACUUUGAAUUCCAGCCUUCGGAUGCUGAAAUGUUUGUAAAAAUCUCCGAUCGUAGGAAAGUGUAUUAG
Messenger RNA from Colletotrichum tamarilloi, 1185 nucleotides. Its product is annotated as benzoate 4-monooxygenase cytochrome P450. Lineage: Eukaryota; Fungi; Ascomycota; Sordariomycetes; Glomerellales; Glomerellaceae. The coding region runs from base 1 to 1185 and encodes 394 amino acids. Gene Ontology annotation, molecular function: monooxygenase activity; heme binding; iron ion binding. The transcript is spliced from 6 exons. The record is from RefSeq and is a predicted model, not a curated record.